AUGUGGUCUUUCAGUAGCCAUGCUCUCUUCCCACCCCCCACCGAGGCCUGGCUCCAGAGGGUUUUGUCGGACCGCGAGGCCCAGGGCUGGGGGGCCUGGAGCCAGAAUGAGAAAACCCCUCUGGAGCCGGACUGUGGAGACAGGAAGGAGGAAGAGGAAACUGGGAAAGAAGAGGACAAUGAGGAAGACUCAGACUUCCCUCUGUUUCUGCUCAAGAGAGAGGACCUGCCCAAGGACCUGCCCAAGCACCUGGUACCUGACCAGGAGCUGGAGGCCAUCAAACUGAACCUGUGGGCAAUGGAGCAAGCCCGGGAGGUGGAGCUGCCCAGGGCGAAGGGCCAGGCAGGAAAAGAGGAGGGAGCUGGGUCUGUGCUGGCUCCACAGCUGUUGGGCCCUGAGACAGGCAGGAGCUCUCCUGAGGCCCCUGUGGGGAAGGUGGAAGUGGACCCCAGAUCCACCUACGUGGGCAAUGUGGACUACGAGAGCACUGCCGAGGAGCUGGAGGCCUAGUUCAACCUCUGUGGGGAGGUCCAGCAGGUCAGCAUCCCAUGCAACAAGUUCUCUGGACACCCCAAAGGCUAUGCCUAUAUAGAAUUUACUACUGAGAGCUCAGCCCAGGCUGCUGUGGGGCUGGACCAAAGCAUCUUCCGAGGCCGAGUCAUCAAGGUAAUGCCAAAAAAGGCCUACUUACCAGGAGUCAGCUCCACAGACCGAGGGGGCCUACAGGGACACCCAGGUGCCAGGGGACACCCCGUCGCCAAGGGGGCACCCUUCUCCCACAGCAGCAGCCUCCAGGGCGGGGCCCACUUCAGACAGCGAGGGCAGAAGAGGCCAGUGCUGGUGGGGCCACCCAGUUAG
Messenger RNA from Artibeus jamaicensis (Jamaican fruit-eating bat), 858 nucleotides. It is a transcript of the gene PABPN1L, whose product is annotated as PABPN1 like, cytoplasmic. Gene Ontology annotation, molecular function: RNA binding. NCBI's taxonomy places the organism in Eukaryota, Metazoa, Chordata, Mammalia, Chiroptera, Phyllostomidae. The record is from RefSeq and is a predicted model, not a curated record.